AUGAAUUUGCUCAUCUCUGCUUUCCUGCUUCUCGUUAUUCUUGGUGCAAGCCCGGGCACCAACUCUCGUGCUCAAAUGUUGAGGAAGCAGGACGUCGUCCUUCAAAUCGUGAUACCUUACCAAGCUUCCGCGGAAAACAAGUACGAGACAACCCAUGCAAAUGCUAAACAGACCAUCAAACAUGGCCGAGAACUAGAGUAUAACAACCUUCGGCGUAGAUUUGCAAUAAAUACCUGGUUAAAUUUCACUGAUACGGAAUCACCGAGGGAGAUUUUGAAUCUGUUCUGUAAGGAGAUUUUCACGAGGCAUGUGAACACCAUUCUGAGCUUGAACUAUGGUUUAGACACGGCUUCCUCCAACAAUUACAUUCUUAAACUGGCGGAGCAUCUUGGCUACCCCGUCAUCAGUUGGGACCCGAACUACCCCGGGGCACUGCAGAAUGACCGGCAUUCUCGGGUGUUGCAGAUAGCCCCUACCAUCACCCACCAAUGUGAGGGGAUGCAUCGCAUCUUGAGGCGAUACAAUUGGACCGAGUUUGCCAUUGUGACCACCAAACUAAGCAGUAGUGAUGAUUUCAUCAGCUGUAUGCGAGACAUGGUAAAGCGAACCAGUGUGACUCAGGGAUACGUUUCCACUGCGAAGUACACUAUCAAAGCCACGGUACAGAUUGAUAUUGAUGACUUCGACGAUUCAGAAUACAAACUCGCUGUUAUUCGACAUGAUCUGAAAAUCAUCGAAAGGACGGUAUCAAGAGUCAUCAUACUUCAUGCAGGUUCAUACGACGCUCUGGACAUUUUGGACGUUGCCCAACGGAUGAACCUUACCGCCCGGAAGUUCAUGUGGCUGCUCACGUCCUCUAGUAUGGGCGCCCGUGUAGGAACGAUGACAACCUUUCCGGUCGGACUGCUUGGCAUCCUUUACAACAGCUCACAGGAAGUCAUUGAGAGUGCAAUGGAGACGUCCGUCCGUCUAUGGGCUCUGGGGCUCGAGCAGCUAGCCCGUGACGACGUCUCGCUUAGCCAGAUCAACAUCUACCCGGAAAACACGUGCACCGCUACCAAGCUUGGAUACUGGCGGGACGGAGAUCGGCUGUACAGGGCCAUUAAGAACGUGACGAUGGAUGAUCCGCCAGUGUCAUUUAGCGAUAACGGCGUGAUUGAAAACGUUGAGCUGAAAAUCUACAAUGUAAGACCACACUCGAACCCGCGCUACGCCCGCAGAGGAAGGAACAUGUGGACCUCUGUUGGCAACAUCGUCCCGUUGAAGGUAGGCCACAUAACACAAAUGACAAUCCAAAUGGAUGAAGUGGUGUGGCCGGGUGGCGCGGUCUCUCCGCCCCUUGGCAAGCCAGAAAAGCGAUUCUUUCGUAUCGUGACUUUUAAAGAAGAGCCGUAUAUCAAUUAUUUGUCACCGGACCUGGGGACUGGCCAGUGCACCCACCAUGCGGUGCCCUGCAAACUCGGCCCAAACCCGCCGUCGGACGAUCCUCAUAUAUAUGACAACGCUACGAUAGACCCGAAGUCUGGCCUGGUAAACUUCUGCUGCUCAGGUCUAAGUGUGGACCUGCUUCAGAUUCUUAGCGAGAAGAUGAACUUCGAGUACGAGAUGUACGAAGUGCCUGACCAAAACUGGGGAAUUAAAGACGAGAAUGGCGAGUGGUCAGGUCUGGUCAAGGAGAUGAUCGAAAAGAAGGCAGACAUGGUGAUUACGUCCAUCAAGAUCAACCACCAGCGGGCCACUGCCAUGGAGUUCUCCACCCCCUUCCUUGAGACCGGCAUUACAAUCCUCGUGGCACUCCGCAAGGGAGCAAUCUCUGCCACCGCUUUUCUCGAACCGUAUGAUUAUCCUUCCUGGUGCCUCAUUCUUGUGUUUAGCGUACACGCUACGGGUGCUUCCAUAUUCAUAUUUGAAUGGCUGAGUCCCAGCGGCUUGGAUAAAGGGAGGCGAUCUUUGCGAGAACACAAGUUCUCGCUGUUCCGCUCAUUCUGGCUGAUCUGGGCCAUGUUGUUCGGUGCGUCUGUAUCCACGGACAACCCUCGGGGCGUCUCCUCCAGAUUCCUGGCCAAUGUAUGGGCGCUCUUUGCCCUUGUCUUUCUUGCCAGCUAUACAGCCAAUUUGGCGGCCUUUAUGAUCACAAUUGACGAAUAUUUUGACCUUAGUGGCAUUCAAGAUUGGAGGCUUAUGAACCCGACCGCAGUUUCCCCUCACUUUAAAUUCGCUACAGUGCCAGGCGGGAGCACCGAGGACAAUAUUCGCAUGAAUUAUCCAAGAAUGCAUAAAUAUAUGAAGAAGUAUAAUAAAACGAGCGUCCCCAUAGGUAUAAGAGCUCUCAAAGUAGGUGAGAUUGAUGCGUUUAUUUACGACGCCACUGUGCUUGAGUACAAUGCAGGAAAGGACACCGAGUGUGAUCUUUUAACUGUCGGAAAGUGGUAUGCUAUGACCGGGUACGGGGUCGGAUUUCCCAAGAACUCACCACAUGUGGAUGAAGUCAAUAAAAUUAUACUGGACCUGCAACGAAACGGUGAACUGGACAGAUUACAGAAAUUCUGGUUAGCCGGUGCGUGUCAUGCUAAAAAAGACAAGAAAGAUAAGGCCAGUCGGGAAAUUGGAAUUCCAAACUUUACCAGUGCUUUCAUUUUAUUGGCCACUGGAGUUACAUUGGCCACGAUAUUGAUGCUUUUAGAGCAUUGUUAUUUCAAAUUUGGCAGGCGAUGCCUGAAGAAAUAUGACAAGACCGGUUGUUGUGCCCUUGUCAGCCUGAGCAUGGGGAAGUCGUUGACGUUCGAGCAGUCUGUAAUGGAUGCUAUCGACUUUCACAAGAAGCACAGGUGUAAAGACCCGCUGUGUGAAACCCAGCUGUGGAAGGCCAGACAUGAACUUGACAUCGCCCUGGUCAAUCUUGAAAGAAUAAAAGAGGAGCUGAGUCAUGUUCACAGCGGGGAACGAAACUUAAUCAGCGCACCAGUAGGUCACGAAACUAAACCACGGGAGCAAAAUGGUAAAUCAGUCACGCAAAUGAAGGAUUGCAAUUCCGAGUCACACUAUGAAACUCCAGACAGUCUACGACAAAGGAUUGUGAAUAAUGUGUCUGUAGACCCAUUUGCGUCGGAUAAUCGUAGACAAAGGGGUGUUAACCCACAAAAUUCCAAACCUUCUGAAAAUAAAGUAUUAGAGUUAUCAGACUUGGACAAAAAGCGCCAGCAAUUUCGGCGUUCGCCAAGUUACACAAAUGCAAUUUCAGUUGAUAGUGACAAAAAAGAGGAAAAUGAUUCUGCAAAAACAAUAUCUCCUCCGCUCUCCAAUAUGGAAAUAAAUAGUCCCAAACGCUGCAAUUCUUACUCUCAGGCAGUAGAGCAUUCCCCAGUCUUGGAUCGGAGAGAUAAUGAUAGGAGAAAUACAAAAACUAAAUACUUUGAUGGAAAAUACUAUGUCGGAGUUUCAAAUAAAACGGAUGACAGUGCAUUGUGAUUGAGUGCAGUUCUUUUGAAUUGAAUGAAAACCAUAAUAUUACCAUAUUCCGUUGAUAUAGUUGACCCGUGGCCUAUGAUAUUAUUAUAUUUAGGGAAAGGAGGUCUUAAUUUUUUAUGAGAUUUCUUUUUUAAAGUAUAAUUGGAAUUAUUCGAUAGUGAAUAGUUUUAGAUGAAUGUUUUAACUACUCCAUGAGGAUAUGGAACAAACAAAUCCGUCGCUAGUGUUUAAAUAUGUAAUGUUUCUGAAAUACCUUUAAAUAAAAUGUAUGUCUUUCUUAUUCAGCAAAACGGCUAUUUGGACCUAGCUUUCCGUCCUUUUUUAUGUGGUGAUAAACUGGCGAAUGUUUUAAAUACUGUACAUCUUUGUCUUUAUCGUUAUGGGGUUAACAUGUGUAUUCAUAUCAACUGAAUGUUUCAGUAUGCAUUAAACUGACAUAGAUCAUCGUCUUUACCACCUGUUGUCAUAGAAACGUCAUAGAUUAGCUCAAAUUCAUAAAUUAUCAUAACGUUUGUUUUGUAUAUGAUAUUAUAUAUAUGUAGAAACAUUGUUUUUCACAUAUUUGUACAUAAAUUGAAUUAUCUAGAACAGAUGAAAAAGAUGACUGUGUUACUUUCAAUCGAGCAAAAUGCAAAAACAAUGUUUAACUAUAAAGGAACGUACAUAUUUAACAUUUUUUAAGAGAAGGAGGUGUGUGUGUAGUACAAGAUGAAAGAGAAACUACCGGUAGACUAGAUUAAAUGUUAUAUCAUUCGUUAUUAUUAUCUAUUUACAUGUAUAUAUCAAUCAUAUAUAGAUCACAAUAUGUCAAUAAUACGAAACAUAAGUAUAAAACAGACGAAUACUCCGCAUUGUUUUUAUGUGUUAUCACUCAUAAAAUAAAUAUUUAUUAUAGAGAAA
This is a messenger RNA of Mya arenaria, 4368 nucleotides long. RefSeq names its product glutamate receptor ionotropic, NMDA 2B-like. Gene Ontology annotation, biological process: synaptic transmission, glutamatergic; monoatomic ion transport; modulation of chemical synaptic transmission. NCBI's taxonomy places the organism in Eukaryota, Metazoa, Mollusca, Bivalvia, Myida, Myidae. The transcript is spliced from 16 exons. Gene Ontology annotation, molecular function: NMDA glutamate receptor activity; transmitter-gated monoatomic ion channel activity involved in regulation of postsynaptic membrane potential. The record is from RefSeq and is a predicted model, not a curated record. Bases 1 to 3468 code for a protein of 1155 amino acids. Gene Ontology annotation, cellular component: postsynaptic membrane; plasma membrane.